AUGUUACAUCGAUGCUCAGGAAUAUCCAGACGAAUAAAAAUAUCAAAAUUCAAUAACGCUAUUCAAGCAAGAAGUUUAUUUGGUAUAAGUGAUCUUUUAGCUGCAAUUGGUAAUCCGAAAGAAACAUUAACUCAAAUAACUGAAGCGAAGAAUGAACUAGAAAAGGUCAAAAAUGAGUUAAUUGAAACGAAUGAGAAAGUACGUUUGCCCCCAGUCAGAACAUUCGUUAAACAACCGAAUUACUUUGAGAGAUCCGAGGAGAACAGAAUAAGAACUAUACUUAAUUCGGAUGCUACAUUUACCGUAAUCUUUGGUGCUGCUUCAACUGGAAAGACGUCUCUAAUACGUAAUGUAUUGACUGAUGUCAACAGUUAUAUAGUUCUUCCAAUCGAUUUAAGAAUCUCCACUUUUUCUGAUCCCCCUACUUUCUACAUAUCUCUAUCAACCCAUUUAGAAGCAUUUUUUAAUGACAUUAGCGAAAAUGUUGAUGGUUUCGAGGAGUUAGGUCAUCGUCUGAGUUUGGGGUUCAAACAUGCACGAAUAGAUAUCGAAAAGAGGGGUCAGACACCUUCUUCUACUGAUAUUAGUAGACUUUUCGAACUUUUACAGAAUGCUUUGCUUAACUAUUGGAAUCACGAUCCUAGUCUCUCUGAAGCGGAAAGACGCGAAUUGAAUGAGAAAUCUACACUACCAGAACCUAAAGAACGUGUAACAACAGGUAAUCUCAACAAAUUGAAUAGAAAAAUACCUGUUUUAUUGAUAGAUGAGGCGCAUCGCUUACCGCAAUUGCUCGAUGAGAAACAUUCUGAUACCCUAAAGAUAAUAUUGGAUGGUCUUACAGUUCUUACUAAGCAAGAAAGGUUGCUACAUACAAUAUUCUGCACAUCAGAUUCUAUGUUCAUGCAUACACUAAUGAGUUACAAUGUGCUUCCACAUACGCAGGUGUUUCAUUUGACAGAUCCAUCUAUAGAAUCAAUCAAGGCAUAUUUAAAGGAUCACAUACUUCUACAAGUAAAGCAAUCACACCUUCAUCCCCAUAUAUUGGACAAUUUUGACAACCUUUAUGGAGUCCUAGGUGGAAAGUUUAUUCAUUGGAAAGAUUAUUUGCUUGGUGAUUGGUUGCAUGACGGUUUAAGUAUAUCACAAUCAAAGGUUGCAACUCAUGCCAAGAUAACUGUUGAAUCGCACCUUUAUCCACCGUCUGGAUUGAGUGCACCACCAAAUACACUUGCUUUACUACAAAAAAUCGCUGAUUUAACAGACAAUAGUCCAUUGGACAUUUUUACAGCGAGAAGGGACUAUGGACAAGAAACAGUUGACGCUCUUCUCAAUAAUAAAAUACUAGAAAUGGAAGAUCAAACAUAA
Molecule: messenger RNA, 1365 nt
Organism: Wallemia mellicola CBS 633.66
Lineage: Eukaryota; Fungi; Basidiomycota; Wallemiomycetes; Wallemiales; Wallemiaceae
Exons: 5
Coding region: 1-1365 (454 amino acids)
Molecular function (GO): ATP binding
Source: RefSeq, a predicted model, not a curated record